This is a messenger RNA of Camellia sinensis, 1759 nucleotides long. Its product is annotated as Cyclophilin-like peptidyl-prolyl cis-trans isomerase family protein. Lineage: Eukaryota; Viridiplantae; Streptophyta; Magnoliopsida; Ericales; Theaceae. The record is from RefSeq and is a predicted model, not a curated record. Gene Ontology annotation, molecular function: peptidyl-prolyl cis-trans isomerase activity. Gene Ontology annotation, biological process: protein peptidyl-prolyl isomerization.
AGGACAUUUCGACUCCCACAACCAAACACACCUAGAAAGAAAGGUAACAGAUAGAUAGGAUUUGGAUGAGGCGCGCCAAAAAUCUCUGCAACUACCAACCACCGUCCAUGGCGUUCUCUCUCUCCUCCACCAUCAUCCCUCACACUAGGGUUUCCAUAAAUGUCUCCCUUACUCCAAUUCAACCUUUUUUCUCAACCCAACUUCCCUCAAUUCGAUCCAAGAGAACUCGCAGAGAACAAACAGUAGCUCCAAUUCGUCCCACACUUGGCCGCAUUCUCGCCAAAAACCCUUCAAUGGAAGUUAAAAACAGGCAUGAAAUUCUGACCAACUUAUAUACGUCAACUUUCGAAUGUGGAAGAAAAAGUUUUGAGAGCGCAGUUGCUGUGAUCCUUGUUUUUAUUCAAAUUGCAUCUCCAUUACCUUUAGCUUCUUGGAAUUCAUGGUCUAUUUCUCCCUCUGAAGCAGUACUUUAUUCACCAGACACAAAAGUUCCUAGAACAGGGGAACUAGCUUUGAGAAAGGCUGUCCCCGCAAACGCAAAUAUGAAAGCUAUACAGGAUUCUCUGGAGGACAUCUCAUACUUGCUAAGGAUUCCACAAAGAAAGCCCUAUGGGACAAUGGAGGGUAAUGUGAAGAAAGCUCUAAAGAUUGCAGUGGAUGAAAAGCAAUCCAUCUUGAGUAGUGUACCAGCUGAUUUCAGGGAAAAGGGCUCGGAGUUGUAUGCAUCUCUUAUAGAUGGGAAGGGUGGAUUGCAAACCCUUCUCGAGUGUAUAAAGGAUAAGGAUCCGGACAAAGUAUCUUUAGGUCUAUCAUCUUCAUUGGAUACUGUUGCACAACUGGAGCUGUUACAGGCCCCAGGGUUGUCGUUCUUUCUGCCUCAGCAAUACUUGAAAUAUCCAAGGCUCACAGGGAGAGGAUUGGUAGAAUUUUCCAUUGAGAGAGGUGAUGGUUCAACAUUCUCUCCAGAAUCUGGCGGUGAACCAAGAAAAACUGCCACAAUUCAGGUUGUUUUAGAUGGAUAUUCAGCACCAUUGACAGCUGGGAACUUUGCAAAACUGGUUGUUGAUGGGGCAUACAAUGGGGUGAAGCUCAACUGUGUCAACCAAGCAAUUAUCUCAGACAGCGGACUCGAUAAAAACAUUGGUUAUAGUGUUCCCUUGGAGAUGAUGCCAUCUGGACAAUUCGAGCCACUGUACAAGACAACCUUAAGCGUGCAGGAUGGGGAGCUUCCUGUGCUUCCGCUAUCUGUUUAUGGCGCAGUUGCUAUGGCACACAGUGAUGCCUCUGAAGAGUAUUCAUCACCAUAUCAGUUUUUCUUCUAUCUUUAUGAUAAGAGGAGCGCUGGCUUGGGGGGGUUGUCUUUCGAUGAGGGUCAAUUUUCUGUCUUUGGAUACACGACUGUUGGGAGAGAAAUUCUACCUGAGAUAAAAACCGGGGAUGUGAUUCGAUCUGCAAAGCUAGUGGAAGGUCAAGAUCGCCUCGUAUUGCCGGAUGAGAAUUGAUCUGCUGUCCUUCUGGAUUGGAACUUCUUCUCAUUCUUUUGAUUUCAUUGUCAACUUCAGAUGGCAUUAGCCUGGUUUUCUAUGCAGGCUGUACUGUCAAAGUUGCUGAUUUCUUACUUACCCAAGAAAAGGCAACUUCUUCUGUUGGAUGAUACAUUUGUAUAUUAUUUGUCCCUUUGAUAAUUAUAUGUAUUAUUUCUAAUCAACUUCCAAAAAAAAAUAAAAAAUAAAAAAUUCUUACUGCUAAUUAUGGUUGA